AUGAACGGGGACGAUCCGCCCGAGCGGCCCGAGUAUGUUACCAACAUCAUCAACGGCCUCGAACGCUACAACCCCGAGGCCGUCGUCUCCCUGGAGACGUACCUCACGGAACAGUGCGAGCAGAAGUUCUGCGACUGCAAUGCCAACCGGACGCUGUUGAAGCUGUAUCAGCUCAAUCCCGACCGCAUCAAGGAUGAGGUGGUAACCAACAUUCUCGUCAAGGCCAUGACGCAGUUCCCCUCGGCGCAAUUCUCUCUCGCCCUCCACCUCAUCAACCCUGCUGCCGCCGCAUCCGGCGAACUCCACGAGGCUGUGACCAAGCUGCGCACUCUCAAUUCGCAACUCGAGGGGUCCCAGUACACGCAGUUUUGGGCCAACGUCGACGGCGACGAUCUCUGCGCCGACCUCAUCGCCGACAUCUCCGGAUUCGAGGACCUUGUCCGACACCGUAUCGCCCACCUCAUAUCCCAGGCCUUCCGCGAAGUCAAGCUCACGCACCUCGAGUCAUGGCUCGGUCUGAGUGAAGAUGCCACCAAGAAGUUUAUUACCGACGUCUGCGGCUGGAGCGUCGACGGCGAGGGCAACAUCAAGAUCCCUUCCAACCCGGAGAACGAGGCCAAGAAGGCGGAAAUCCGCGAGGAUGUCAACGUGGAUCAGUUUGCGCGGGUGAUCCGCAGGUCUUGGGAAGAGACGGUAUGA
Molecule: messenger RNA, 699 nt
Organism: Drechmeria coniospora
Lineage: Eukaryota; Fungi; Ascomycota; Sordariomycetes; Hypocreales; Ophiocordycipitaceae
Product: eukaryotic translation initiation factor 3 subunit EifCk
Exons: 2
Coding region: 1-699 (232 amino acids)
Biological process (GO): regulation of translational initiation
Cellular component (GO): cytoplasm; eukaryotic translation initiation factor 3 complex
Molecular function (GO): translation initiation factor activity; ribosome binding
Source: RefSeq, a predicted model, not a curated record